This is a messenger RNA of Miniopterus natalensis, 1660 nucleotides long. It is a transcript of the gene PPIL1, whose product is annotated as peptidylprolyl isomerase like 1. Gene Ontology annotation, cellular component: catalytic step 2 spliceosome. Gene Ontology annotation, biological process: protein folding; protein peptidyl-prolyl isomerization. Lineage: Eukaryota; Metazoa; Chordata; Mammalia; Chiroptera; Miniopteridae. Gene Ontology annotation, molecular function: peptidyl-prolyl cis-trans isomerase activity. The record is from RefSeq and is a predicted model, not a curated record.
GGCGCUUUCCUCUGUCCUCGCCGCCAGCCGGUAUUCGCCUCGCACCCCAGCUUCGCGGCCUUGGAGGUGGGGUCCUUCCUCCUCCUUUUCCUAACUCCCCAAAUCUUGGCAUCGCGGGGUUGAACCUCGGGGACCGGAAGUGUGCGCAGCGGCGGCGGGUCCCCCGGCAAAUCGACGCCGGAAGUAGCUCUGCUGGAGAGAGUCCGCCGGCACCACAAUGGCGGCCAUCCCUCCGGACUCCUGGCAGCCGCCCAACGUCUACUUGGAGACCAGCAUGGGGAUCAUUGUGCUGGAGCUGUACUGGAAGCAUGCUCCAAAGACCUGUAAGAACUUUGCUGAGUUGGCCCGUCGAGGUUACUACAAUGGCACCAAAUUCCACAGAAUCAUCAAGGACUUCAUGAUCCAGGGAGGUGACCCAACGGGGACAGGUCGAGGUGGUGCGUCUAUCUAUGGCAAGCAGUUUGAAGAUGAACUCCAUCCAGACUUGAAAUUCACGGGGGCUGGAAUUCUUGCAAUGGCCAAUGCAGGGCCAGAUACCAACGGCAGUCAGUUCUUUGUGACCCUCGCUCCCACCCAGUGGCUUGACGGCAAACACACCAUUUUUGGCCGUGUGUGCCAGGGUAUAGGAAUGGUGAAUCGGGUAGGAAUGGUGGAAACAAACUCACAGGACCGUCCUGUGGACGAUGUGAAGAUCAUCAAGGCAUACCCUUCAGGGUAGUCUUGCUGCUCUCUUGGGUACACCAGGUCUUCUGAGAUGGCCCAGCGAACCAGCUUCCAGAUGACUUAAUAACUCUGAACUUCAUUUUGGCCUUGCGAAUCAUGGAGCUAAGGAGGCCUGGGGUCUUGGGUGAGUUAGAGAUAAAAGUAUAUUUUUAAUAGGAUGUUCCUUUUUGCUUCUCCCUGAGCCUCAGCUCACAGAGCAUUUGCAGAAAUGCCUGUACAUGACCACACACAGGUUACUGCUCACUGUAGACGACCCACACUGCUCCUCCUUGUGUGUAUCUGCUCUGAUAACACUUGGAACAAAAUGAAGCCAACUCUGUCAUUUCACAACCAAACUUCUUUCUGUGAAGAUUUAUAUUCUGGUCUACACGCAGUCUUUGGUGGCUGACGGCCACAGAAUUCAAAACCAAGUAGUGUCUGUCAGCCUUCUGAACUCUGUGCACACCCUGUCACAGUCUCCUACAUUUGUUCUUCCCGGGAACGAUGCAUCUCUCUAUAUUGUCCCUCAAAACCAGAACAUCAACACUGCUGUUUCUGGCACUUAGACAUCCCACGCAAAGCCAUGUUGGAUUUUUGCCAAAUGAAAAAUGCAUUCAACAAUCAAGUGUCUAAGAAGGUGUCAAGUGGGGAAUGAUAAUGUGUAAUAAUCAAGAAACGAAUUUAUUAAAAGGAAGCCAGAAGCAUUGACCAUUUUUUCCCCAGGAAGGAGUAGAAAUCUGUAGUGAGCAUAGGAACAGACUGAAUUGUCUUUCUCGGAAAGGGGAAGUACCACUUAAGUUUUUUUUAAACCUGACUUUAGAGAAACUAAGAGAUUUUAUAUGUUAAGGGUUUUUUUUAAUCUUUUUGAUUUUUGUAGGGGGAGGUUAUGACAGAAAGGAAGCUAAUACCUAUGUAAUACAUAGAAACUUCCUAAAUAAAAUGCUGUUGAUGGUUGAAA